AAUGGUGGAUUAAAUAGAUAGAUAGAUAAGGACAAUGUAGGUUGCUCUCUCUGGAUCUGCUUCUCAUUUCUCUCGGUAGUUUAUAUAUAUUCACAACCAAACCUUAUUUGCCUGGAUUUGGAUUCGGAUUUGGAUUCGGAUUUGCAUUCAUUCAUGUCGAUCGCAUUGGAUAGGAUCGGUGAUGUCGCGCCCUCGUCUGGCUUCAUGCACGGUGGGGCCAUGUCUUUUGGCUUGAUAUUCGAGUCGUCGCCGGGAGAGGAUAGAGCUCCGGCCGUUGCGUCUUCCUCGUCGACGUCGAUUGGGAAGAACAGCGACGGGUUGUCGGACGAAGGCGACGAGGAAAAUGACGAGGCUCAGAGCUCGUAUAAUGGUCCUUUGGAUAUGAUGGAGGCUUUGGAGGAGGUUUUGCCUAUCAGGAGAGGCAUCUCCAAGUUCUAUAACUACAAAUCCAAGUCCUUCACGAGUCUGGCAGAUGUUUCAACUUCUUCCUCCAUUAAAGAGAUUGCGAAGCCAGAUAAUGCCUAUACCAGGAAACGCAGGAACCUGCUCGCUUCGAAUCUCUUCUGGGACAAGAAUCGGAAUUCCCCACUGAGUUGUAGGGGUGGGAUAUCAAAGUCCUCCUCAAAGAGAACAAUCACCGCAAGUCAAAGCACCUUGGCUUUGGCCGUGGCAAUGUGCAGCUCGGAAACCAGUCCCAGUACAAGUGGUGAUUCCAAUUCAAGCUCCCUUACUCCUCCAUCCUUCAAUAAACUCGGAAAUCACGUUGCUUGGCGAUCAUUAUCCUUGGCUGAUUUGCAAGAAUGUGCCACUUCUGCAGCUGUAAAUACCACUUCUCGCUUCUUUCCUUCAAAACCAAAUUUGCAGCCCUGACUUGAAACGCCACACCGUUCUUGCCCAUAUCACAAAGCAUCGUUUGCUUUAGAGUUGAGUAGUAUCUGAUCUAAUCUUGUUUGAAAAUGUAACCCUAGAACUUUCAUUGUUAGUUUGUACAUAUACUUAACUAGUAAAACCCACAGGGAAGAAUAUGCAAUCCAUGUAUAUUGUUACAAAUAUGAAGUGCCAAUAUCGGUGGUUUGAUGCUU
This is a messenger RNA of Rosa chinensis, 1082 nucleotides long. RefSeq lists its product as uncharacterized. The record is from RefSeq and is a predicted model, not a curated record. The coding region runs from base 154 to 870 and encodes 238 amino acids. The transcript is spliced from 2 exons. Lineage: Eukaryota; Viridiplantae; Streptophyta; Magnoliopsida; Rosales; Rosaceae.